Molecule: messenger RNA, 718 nt
Organism: Cicer arietinum (chickpea)
Lineage: Eukaryota; Viridiplantae; Streptophyta; Magnoliopsida; Fabales; Fabaceae
Product: calmodulin-like protein 3
Molecular function (GO): calcium ion binding
Source: RefSeq, a predicted model, not a curated record
UUCGCCCCAUGAUCUCAUAUCCAAGCUGCCAUUUGAAUGUCCCUACAAUAGUGUUUAUUUACAUAGCUUAUUUUCUAUAAACUUUCCAUUAUUAAAAAUUUCAUAAUAUUAAUAUUCUCCUCCUUGAAUUUUGUUUUGAUUAAUACAAGUGGCGAAUGGAUCAAGGAGAACUUGCACGAAUUUUUCAAAUGUUCGAUCGAAAUGGGGAUGGUCGUAUUACAAAAAAAGAGCUUAGUGACUCAUUACAAAAUCUUGGAAUUUGUAUAGCGGAACGAGAUUUGGUCCAAAUGAUUGAAAAAAUAGACGUAAAUGGAGAUGGAUAUGUUGACAUUGACGAAUUUGGUGAAUUAUAUCAAACGAUAAUGGAUGAUAAAGACGAAGAGGAGGAUAUAAAAGAAGCAUUCAAUGUGUUUGAUCAAAAUGGAGAUGGAUUCAUAUCAGGCGAGGAAUUAAGCGCGGUGUUGUCUUCUUUGGGUUUAAAGCACGGAAAAACUUUAGAAGAUUGCAAAAAUAUGAUCAAGAAAGUUGAUGUGGAUGGUGAUGGAAUGGUAAACUUCAAAGAAUUUAAACAAAUGAUGAAAGCUGGUGCUUUUACUCCAGAUUCAUUAAGUUGAUACAUGGUAGAUGCUGUGUAACUGUUUUUCUCUUUUAUGUUUAGAUUCCCUUUGUACAAAUAUUAUGGAUCAUGUUUUAAUGAAAAUGGUAUCUUGGUUGGUGA